CUCUUGAAAGGCAAGUCACAGUUCCCUCAUCUAUAAAAGGCAAAUUAUAACCCACCUCUGUGAGCCCCUAAAGGGAGAGCUUAGAGCCCUGCAGAGCGUGUGGCAUAUGGUAUGUCCUUAAAAAGCAUCAGUAGAGCAAAUGAAUACGUCACAAGGUUAUUGUGAGGCUCCCGGGAGUUCUGUGAGCUGUGUAGCUCCAUGGAGGUAAACUUGCUAAGUAUAAUAUAUGCUCUCCUAUACAGUUGGCAAGGAUGACUCUUACAUUUCCAAGGCAUUAAUUAUUAAUUGCAAAAAAAAGAAAUAUGUAACACAGACACUGGGAAGCAAGGUUGUCUCCUUACCUGCCCUUAGUACAGUGGGGCGGUGAAGUGCUGGCGUCUGGGAAUGUCUUUAUGUCAGCUUUUACUUAAAAGCAUUUCAAGACUUCAAGAAAAAUGCACAUUUCUGAGAGGCGUGUCUGUCUUAGCCCUGCCAAGUAUAGAAUGUGAAGCUGAGAUAGUUAUUGGUCUCAGUAUCUUGGCUGAACAUCCAGUGUAUCACAGCAUGUUUUGCUAAAAUCUUGAAUCAAUUGAAGAGAAGUAAGACACUUGAAAUUUUGAGAACUAGGCGACAUGUCCGAUACUUUUGAGAAAAGUGCUUUUCACACCUCCGUAUAGGACAAGAAGGUUUCUGCGUUUUUUGCUUAUUGGGUUAAUUUUUUGUAAUUUAGUAGGAAAGAAUGAAAAGGAAUAGUAUACAAGGGAGAAGUUUUAUAGAAAAGGAACACAUCCAUGGAACUGGAAGGAAUAGAUGAUUUUUAUUUCUAUUAUGCAUAAAGUGAUUUAGUGUUGGAUUCCUGAUGUAACCAGUAUCAAAGCUGCUUUUCCUGGCUGGGCGCAGCGGCUCACAGCUGUAAUCCCAGCACUUUGAGAAGCCAAGGCAGGACGAUCACCUGAGAGCAGGAGUUUGAGACCAGCCUGGCCAGCGUGGCAAGAUCCCGUCGCUACAAAAAAUGAAAUUAGCUGGGUGUGGUGGCACAUGCCUGUUGUCCAAGCUACUCAGGGAGGCGGAGGUGGAGGUGGGAGGAUCGCUUGAUCCCAGGAGGUCAAGACUGCAGAAAGCCAUGUUUGUGCCGCUGCACUUCAGCCUGGGAGAUCUUCUCUGGAUGAGCAAUGGUGGUGAAAAAUGUUUCGCAAAGGCAAGAAACGACACAGUAGUAGCAGUUCCCAAAGCAGUGAAAUCAGUACUAAGAGCAAGUCUGUAGAUUCUAGCCUUGGGGGUCUUUCACGAUCCAGCACUGUGGCCAGCCUCGACACAGAUUCCACCAAAAGCUCAGGACAAAGCAACAGUAAUUCAGAUACCUGUGCAGAAUUUCGAAUAAAAUAUGUUGGUGCCAUUGAGAAACUGAAACUGUCUGAGGGAGAAGGUCUUGAAGGACCCUUGGACCUGAUAAACUACAUAGAUGUUGCUCAGCAAGAUGGAAAGUUGCCUUUUGUUCCUCCGGAGGAAGAAUUUAUUAUGGGAGUUUCCAAGUAUGGCAUAAAAGUAUCAACAUCAGAUCAAUAUGAUGUUUUGCACAGGCAUGCUCUCUACUUAAUAAUCCGGAUGGUGUGUUACGAUGAUGGUCUGGGGGCAGGAAAAAGCUUACUGGCUCUGAAGACCACAGAUGCAAGCAAUGAAGAAUACAGCCUGUGGGUGUAUCAGUGCAACAGCUUGGAACAAGCACAAGCCAUUUGCAAGGUUUUAUCCACCGCUUUUGACUCUGUAUUAACAUCUGAGAAACCUUGAAUCCUGCCAUCAAGUAGAAGUCAGCUUCAUCUGAAAGUUCAGUUGUUUUCAAUCUGCAAUACUGAACUGUUACGGAAAUAAUGAAGUCACCCCUUGCUCUGGAUUUUCUGAAGAAAAUGCAUUGUGUGAAAUGCUGAUCAUUAGUUUAUUAAAAUGUGUCAUAUUACACAGUGA
Molecule: messenger RNA, 1941 nt
Organism: Callithrix jacchus (white-tufted-ear marmoset)
Lineage: Eukaryota; Metazoa; Chordata; Mammalia; Primates; Cebidae
Source: RefSeq, a predicted model, not a curated record